Molecule: messenger RNA, 7982 nt
Organism: Porites evermanni
Lineage: Eukaryota; Metazoa; Cnidaria; Anthozoa; Scleractinia; Poritidae
Source: the annotation of a GenBank genome assembly
AUGGCCGCCGCAACGUGGAUGUUGGUGAGAGCGUCGGCAAGGGCUACGUUACUUGGCUCUCGCGGCAAAAUAUCCCAUCUAAGGACACUUCCUAAUGCUCUUAGGACCUUAAGAGUAAGUUGACCGUCUCCGUUGCCUUUUAGCAGAAGUGCAAGCCCUAAUUUACGCGUAAAAUUUCGUUGCAGUUGUAUUCGACGACAGAUGCCGGAGGAAUCCCUGAACAUGAAUUUCAAGACAAACCGAGAUUUCCUGGCGCUACGAAUUCCUGUUAUACCGAAAAAAUGGAUUUUGUUAAUCCCGAUGAUGGUCAAACGAUUCCUGUUUAUCGAGUCAUGGAUCGUAACGGAAAUGUUUUCGACGAAUCACACGAUCCUAAGGUAGAAUACCAGUGGGAGUGUUGGGGGCUUGGCCUGUCCCCUAAAAAUUUAAAUAAUGUAUUGAACAUACUAUUUUCCAAUAAACAACCAUUAUUUUUCGGUAAAAUCGGAAUUUUAUAAAGGAAUUUAAACUUCAGCGUAUUUUGGUCAGGGUGAUAAUAGGGAAUCAAUUGAUUAUAUGUGGUGUUAUUCAGUGCUAUUAUUAGUUUUGGUAAGAAGUUUGGAACAUUCAGUUUAGGAAAAUUUAAUUUAAACCAAGGAGAAAGAAAUGAACCACAGCAUGUACAAGCUUGACCAGGGAGUAAAAAUCAGGAUUACCGAGAAGAAAAUAAUCAAAGUAGUGGUCAUGGCUGAACUUGAUCUCAGGCCUAUUGCAGGUCUUGUGCUAUGAUUUGUCAAGGCUCACCCAGGUGCGGAUCUUGAAUAGAUGCCGACUGAUUUUCUGAGGCGCUGAAAGCCCAAGCUUCUAGCGGGGUCUGGGGGCAUGUUCCUCAGGGAAAUUUUUGGAAUUUUAACUCCCCAAAGACUCGUUUCUAGGGUUUCAGAGUCAUUCAGACUGGGUACUUAUUGAUUGUUCAAACCAUGUUCCAGUUUUCAACUCAUGAAGCUUUGUCUUUUUGCUAUAAAUGGAUUAAUUCUAUUAUGAAAAAUCUGACCAAUUUCGGUAAAACAGUGGAAACCGGUAUGGAUCUGCCUGCCACCAAAUAGGCCCACCUCCUUUUAUGUGGGAAGGGUAGGGAUAGAGAUGGACAGAUGUGUUGUUUGGUGUGACUUUUCAGUGUACAGUAAACAUAAAUUAUUAAUUUUUUUAUAUGUAUUUUAGUAUUUUUCUAUCAUUUUAUUUCCUACCUGUGCCAGCUGGACAAAGAGAUAAUACAAGAUAUGUACAAGAAGAUGACCUUAUUAAAUACAAUGGACCGUAUUCUAUAUGAGUCACAGCGACAAGUAAGACUUACAGUGUGUCAAGUAAAUUUUAGUAAACUUCCAGUAAAAAGUAUAAUUGAAUCUCCACUAUUAAAGAAGCCACCCUUUGGGGAACCGGUAAGUGGUAAACUUAGCAGGUAAAGGACCAUUCUUGACCAGUAAGGCCUUGCGGAAGUUGCAAACGUUUCCUGCUGGUCGAGAAAGUCUGGAAUUGGGACAGAAGCCCAUGAAAAAAUUGUUCGUCUGCAGUGCUUCGAAAGGAACCAGUCAGCAUUUUUAAAAAUAAAGUGAUCAGAGAGAAUAGCUGUGUAUACUUUUUGUUUUUCCAUAUUUACUUCCUUUUCUUUUGAGGUUUGGCUUGGAACACAACUUACGUAUUUUUUGAAACAAAUUUUUACCAGUAAUUUUAGUAACACUUCAAGCAGUUGCAGGCGGUAAGAAGUGUUGCUUCAAGAGGUGAAUUUUACUGGUUACCACCUGAUAAGGAGAACACUGCACUUAUUGGGUAGCUGCUUAAUGGAGGUUUAAUUGUAAUUAAACCUUCUACUCCAAAACUGAUAAAUUUAAACCAUCUAAUUUCAUAUUAAAAGAGGUUCCUUACAGAUAAAAAAUUUUAUAAUGCAGCACAAGCGUUUACUACACCUUGGUUAAAAAAUUAUAGCUCACAAAAUUCCGGAAACCAUUUCUUUCAGCUGAGUGUGUAAAAACAUUUCCUUAAAUAUCAUUUAGGGACGGAUAUCAUUUUAUAUGACCAGCUACGGUGAAGAAGCUACUCACUUCGGUAGUGCUGCUGCUCUAUCACCUGAGGAUGUAGUACUUGGUCAGUACCGUGAAGCGGGUGUGUUGAUGUGGAGAGGAUUCUCUUUAGAUGAUUUCAUGAACCAGUGUUAUGCUAAUCAGAAUGACAAUGGAAAGGGACGACAAAUGCCUGUUCAUUAUGGCUCUACAGAACUCAACUUUGUCACUAUUUCAUCAACCCUUGCUACUCAAAUGCCACAAGGUUAGACAAGUUUUUAAAAAUACUAUCCUUUUAGUAUCUUUUACAAUGAUAUUAACAGGGAUGUCACUAAGAUGUCAAGUUGCCGGGUAAGUGCAGCAAGGAGGCAGGGAAUAAAAUAGCUAGGGAUUUCUUGUUGUUCUAUUUUUCUUCUCUUUUCCUACAAAAGUAGCCGGGAACCAUGUUCAUAGUAGCGGGGUGAAAUCCCCGGCCCCCGCCUCUUAAUGACAGCCCUGUAUUAAUUUUAUUAUAAUAGGUAAUUUCAAACAUUUCACCGUUUGUUUUUGUCAGGAAAAUUCCAAUAAUAAAGACAUAGAGGUAGUGUUAAUGAAGAAAGUUUGCUGUCAAGCUGAGAUCCACAACAGUUAUUUAAUUUUGAUGACUUAUGUUCUCUCAAAAUACAAUAACUCUCAAACAAAGAAAGUUUUAAAAAAUCUAGUAGGCCCUACAUCAAUAAUCCUGUACCUUUUUCAAUGAUUAUUAAUUUUAUAAAAAAAUUAGAUAAAGGAUAUCAGUGACAAAGCAUCUUGUGAUUCUUACGUUGCAGCAUCUGGCUAUGCCUAUGCAAUAAAAAGAGCAGGCACUGGAAACUGUGUCAUCUGUUACUUUGGUGAAGGAGCAGCCAGUGAAGGAGAUGCUCAUGCUGCACUUAAUUUCGCAGCAACUUUGGAAGCUCCCGCUAUUUUCUUCUGGUAAAAAGGCAUCUGUAGAAACACUUAGCUUUUUAUUCAUUAAAAGUUCUUGUGACUUUUUUUGGUGUAGUCUGAAAUGUCAGCCAACGGGAGCAAAGAGAUGGCUGACAUUUCAGACAAUUAUUACUGUUGGUAGAGUAUACCAAGCUUUUUUUUAUCGUGACCCAAGCAAAAAUAAUCCACAAUAAUUAGACCAUUUUUUAUUUUCCAAAAACCCUCACUUUCAAAAUGAGGUUAAGUGCUCAGAAAUGACCUGUUAAUUUCAUAUAAAAUUAUAAAAGCAAUCUUCAUCACUGGAACUUACAUUACAGAAUAAGAAUGGAAUAACUGAGAACAAGUCACCUUUAGAAAUGUAUCAUCUCAAGAGUCCCCACACACUAUCCCCUUCCCUCGCAGAUAUCAGUACCUGUCUUACCGUAUUUAUUUGAUUAACCACCCUGGGCGCUUAUUAAAUUUUUGGACCUUGAGAGUGGGUGCUUAUUCGAGGUGGGCGCUUAUUAAAUUUCACCAUUUUCAGCAAGUGAAGUAUGUUUAUUUUGCAACAAAACAAUAAAUGCUAAUAACAAAACGUGUAGCCUGAAAUUCAUCCGAUUGCUUCGAGUCGUUUUCUCCUCUCAACAACGUCUGAAUCGACCGGCCGUUAAUGCCGUCCAGUGACGUCACUCACUACCCGAAAACCGGGUAGUGAUUUUGAUUGGUUGAUUGUCUAAACAUUCGCAUAAUUGUGUAUAAUUAUGAAAAAUUUUACCGGGAUUGUCGCUUGAUAUUCAGCGGAUCGCAUCCCUGGCAUUCUUUCGUUUCGUUCAAACAUUUCGAUAAGCAUAAUCUUUAUCUUAAACAGUAAAAUUGCCGUUGUCUUCGAAACUGAAAUGUUAAAUUGAAUUGCGAAUGAAGAAUCAUUGCAAAGAGUCGGUAGGUUUUUCAUUUUAAUAGAGCCGCUCUGUGGUUAUGGCGGCCGGUGAUUUUGUUUACGCGAAGUUUUCUGAGAUCAAUGUUAUAAUUCGACCUUCUUGCUAUUUUUACCGUCAAGUGUAAUGAUUCUGUUAGCUUUUCUUUCUUGUCUCCUUGUUCUUUUUCUUCGUUAAGGACCAAACAGCUUCUUUUCAAUUAAAGCAAAUCAUUGUGUUUUUGAACUAAGUGUUCCGUGUGUGUGUGUUUAUUUCAUUUCGUGAUUGCGACCGAGUUUGAUUGUAGAAUACAACCAGUUCAGAGUUGUACGGCAUGCAGUUGAUAGUUUGAACGUUAAACAUGAAUUACGAUCGAAAAAAAUAAAGUAGUUCUGUAUCAUGCAGACAUUUCCAAACAAUAUUUCUCGGUUUGCCACUUGAAAGUCGUGUUUUACUUUUUGCAUGAAUUAAAGCAAAGGUCAAGGAAUAGUGAUGUCACUGGACGGCAUUAACGGCCGGUCGAUUCAGACGUUACUGAGAGAGUAAUAACGACUCGAAGUAAUCGGAUGAAAUUCAGGCUACAAAACGUGAAGAAGUAACAAAGCAAGGUUUCUGUAAAAUACUCUGAAGAAAACUCCAUCCUCGGGGAAGUCACUUAUUAGAAUUUAUUCACUCGGGUGGGUGGGGUGGGGGUGAGCGCUUAUUUGAGUUUGAUUGGGAGGAGGAGGGGGUGGGCGCUUAUUUGAGGCUCGGCGCUUAUUAACUUUUUCUGCCUUUAGGAUGGGCGCUUAUUUGAGGUUGGGCGCUUAUUCGAAUAAAUACGGUAUGUGAGUUAGGUGGGGUGGGGGGCUUGUGCCAGUAUUGCAAGAUUGCUAAAGAAUCAAUUUUCAGAUAUUUCAUUUCUGUUCUCAUGACAAAUCCAAAGAGUCUGAGAUCAAAACAUCUUAGAGCUCCCCCGCCCCCCCACUCCCCCCCAAGAAAUGCACCCUUAGUUGACUUAUCAAUUUUUUGUAGAUUAAAAGUGACUGGUCUUUUCAAAAGCAACUUUACCUUUUGUCUGUGUCAACAGUCGUAACAAUGGCUAUGCAAUAUCUACCCCUACAGUUGAUCAAUACAGAGGGGAUGGAAUAGGUGUGUAAACCAGUAUUGUUUAUAAAAGUUAAAAGUCAUCACACAACAGUAUUUCAGUGAAUUCCCAGCUGAGAUUGACCACAUCAUUUCACAUCAUCCUUCACAAGGAUCUGAAAUUGCCGUAUUUCUAAUCAUUAAUUGGCUGAAGAUCAAGUUAAUCCUGUGUUUUGAUUGCCUAACCAAGCAAGCAAAGGAGGCCUAUCCUGCCUGCUUUAUUUCUGCUGUAAUUGUUUUCUUUUAGCUGCAUACAGUUGACUCUCUCUUAACCAACACCUCUCUAAGACGGACAUCUCUAUAAAACAGACACCUAGAGUUGGUCACUACCGUUCUUUACCCUCUUUAUUUGACUCUGUAUAAGACAGACAUCUCCGUCUUAGAAAGAGUUGACUGUAUUUAGAAUAAAUCCAUUAUUGACCAGGCUUGUUGAUGGAGGUGGCUAGAAAUUGGUGACUUUGCCAUAGUAUAAGCAAGAACGUAGGCAUUUUCAAGCUAUCUUGACCUCACACUUGGUCAUCUUGCAUUUUUUUUUUCAGCUGGGCGAGGCCAGGGCUAUGGGAUGAUGGCAAUUCGCGUGGAUGGCAAUGAUGUCUUUGCAGUUUAUAACGUAACAAAAGCAGCACGUGAUAUCGCAGUUAAUCAACAAAGACCUGUUUUGAUUGAAGCCAUGACUUACAGGUUAGACAGAGAAGUAUAUUGUUCUCUUGAAAAAAAAAUUAUACUUUGAUCUCCUCCGUGCUGUGAAAUUCCAGUAUGGAUGAUGUUAGAAUCAGAAAGUAUGUUUAUUUUGUGGACUGCACUCAUAAUGAGGAUGGUGUUUUUCAAGAAAAAUGCAUAGGUUUUCCCACUUUUAAUUCCUUAACCUAGGACAUCUAAAAUCUCAACCCUAGUAAUUAUUUUCUACUAAAAUUUCUCUUACAGUGUAUUACCGAUGAUGAGUUUUGCAACAGGUUUUGUACAAAGUAACAUACUUUUCCAGACCCAAAUUCUCUUAAUCUCCAUUGCCAGUGAUGCAAGCUUACUGCCCACUUUUUUUUUCUAUUAAUAGUUGAGAAUAAUAUUCGUAUUUGCCCUGAGUUGUUUCAGUUGGAGUGCUAACAGUUAAUUCUUCAGGGCCUGGUUACACAGAACAGCCUAACAUUAAGUGCAAAUUUUUUAUUAACUGACAGAGGCACCCAAUGACUUUUUUUGGUAAAAUAACUGUUCUAAGGAGCAAAUAUUGCCUAAAAUUUUCCAAAUCUGAACAAAGACUAAAAAUUUCUGGAUAAUCACUCUACUCGCUAAGAUGUUUGGAGUUUUUCUAGUAACUUACCUGCGAUUUUCAGAGGUUGUGUUUUUUCGUAUUUUAUAACCAAGAUAUCGCUAUUUUUGUAAAAAAAAAUAAGGUCUCUUGAAAAUUCUGUUAGAAAAAACAUCACCUAGGCUACACCAUGUCCUCAAACUUUUGACCAGGCCCAUCAGGGUGGCUAACAAUUUUGGAUGAAUCGAAAAAAUUAAGCCACCUAAAACUUCUGAGAUGAUCAUAGUUCCCCUAAGAUAUCCAAACAGAUAAACAGUUUUCAGGGCAGCUCCAAAUUAACCAAUCAGACUUCUUAAGCAUGGAGAAAACCAUCCGAAACAAUUCUGACAUAAUUGGGAACAUCAUUUUGGUAGUUGGGUGCAACGAAACUGUUCCCUGAGUUGUGAAGGAUUUUCUCUUGCUCCUUUUCAUUUCCCUACUCUUGUUAUCUGCCUUUGGCCAAGUAAUCAAUAAUACCAUCCAUUAUAACUUUCUUACCCUCCUUUUUGACAGAAUUGGUCAUCAUAGCACUAGUGAUGAUUCUUCAGUUUAUCGCUCUUUGAAAGAAGUUAAUUACUGGGACAAGGAAGACCAUCCUAUUGGAAGGCUCAGGUUUGUAAACGGUACCUUGAAAUUUCCAUUACCAGGAUUUGUACUACUUUUUUUUUUCUCUGAGAGUAGCUUCCCUGAUUGACUUUCUAACCCUUUAACCCCCAAUAUCUGCCGACAAAUUCUCCCAACUGAUCUCUGUGCAUUUUCUUUCAGAAUUAUUUGGGAGUAGUUGAUAAAUCAAAUCGUUUUUUUCUUAGUGAGUUGUGGCUCAAUAAAUUUAUUUAUCCUUGCUUUAAUUUUUUCUUCAUGUUCCAUAACUAUCUUGGCAUUCAUUUUAUCCAGAAAAACCUUGGAAAAAUAAUUAUAAAGAGAAAGUCUAUAAAAGAUGCAUGACAGAUCUGAUGAUGUUGGUAUGAAUGAAUGAAUAGAAAUGAUUGCAAGCUAACUUUUACAGACAAAAAUAUAGUGUAAAAAACAACCUUAAAUUCCAUUUUUGAUGUAUGAUGCAUGCCCUUUAGAAAAAAAAUGAUGUCUUGGAAAGGCCUAAAAUUUUCUGGACUCAGGAACGGUAUUUUUAAAUUACCUAGAAAUUACAUGGAGAAAAAAGAAUGGUGGGAUAAGGAGAUGGAGGAAGAGUGGAAACGUGAUGCUCGUCAGCAAGUCAUGCAAGCAUUUUCAAGAGCUGAAAAAGCACUAAAGCCGCCUGUCAAGGACAUGUUUACUGAUGUCUAUGACACCCUACCAGCUCGCUUGAAAAAACAACAUGAGGAAUGCAUGGAACAUGUAGCAAAAUAUCCACAUGAGUAUCCCACUGAACUCUAUGCACAAGAUAAGUAAAUCAGGAUUGUUAUUUAUGAGAAGAAUGUCUGCUUUAGUAUCAUGCCUUGGCAAGAGAUUCAAUGACUAGAUUGUACAACAUCUACAACAGAAAAGAUCCAAGUGUACAACUGUUAGUCAAGGAGCACUAUUUUACCUCUAAGUACUACAAGAAAACAACAUAAUGUAAAAUUUCCAAGGACUGUUAACUUUGUGAGCAUCAAGUUCAAAGUUUAAUUUGCUGUAGGUAUAGCAAAUUUCAUUUACUCUUUGGUGCAAAGGUUUCUUAGGUAUUUAAGUUGUUACUGUGUAACUCCUAGUUUAAAAUAG